AUUUCGAACUGUAGAUUAUUUUGAUUUCGUGGAUGAUCUUUGACAUCACGUAUGGAAUUGUUAAUUAAGUCAAAAGCGUGAAAAAAUCACGAAAAUCACUUCAUCAAAAUGACCCCCCGACUGAGAAUUUUAUCCAACGUUAUUGAGCGUUUAGGUAAACUAAACACAGCAGUCACAGGCCAUUUGUAUGGGGUGAUGUGUGAAAGUGCACUGACUGUUUUAACAUUUAGUGUGAAUUCCACAAAUGAAGAAGAAGCAACAAUAAAAAAUAUCAACUUACAACUCAAUAUGCCCGUCGAAGUGGAUUUACUCGGCGUUUUAUUUGUUGAUCAAUGCGAGCAAAAAAUCCCAGAUGCUUUUCAGGAUAUCGACGUGACGGAUAAUCCUCUAAUUUUGAAGUACUGGAUUGACGAGUCUUCUGUACAGCCAUUUUUUUAUAUACAUCAGAAAUUAGAAACUGCUGGUGAUUUUGAAAUUGUCAGCGAAGAAUACGUUUGUCAACAGUUUGUCUAUAUAAGACUUCAAGCGAGUUUUCCUAUUGUCGCUGAAAGAGAAAAAGUGGUAGACACUCUCCAGGAGUCUCGCAAAAGUAUAGCAUCAGGAAAAGUAGGAUUCUACUUUCCACAGAACAAUACUUAUUUGUUUGGAAACGACAGUGGCAGUAAUCUCAAAGAAUCCUCGGCGAAAGAAAUUUUAUGCGUCGCAGACUCUCAUGAAAACGCUGGAACUCAACGAAAUAUUACGAAAAAUACUUCGCAUAUUGUGGAUGCAGUUCCUGUAGAUAUGCUUUUAAAACUUACCAAUGACAAGAAUGCCGAAGGUCUUGUUAAAUAUGCACCUGUGAUUCAUCAAACGAGACGAAUUUACGAAUAUCUACAGUUCGAUUUAAAAAUCGAUGCGUUGUCAUUAGUUGGUCGAAAUACAACGAAAUCUCAGUUAUAUGAAGUCCUUGUGGAAUCAGUGUGCAGAAAUUUGAGAUUAAUCGGAAAGUCUUUUGAAGAACAGCUAGAAAAUGAAGAUCUUGAAGUAAAACUUCCAGUGCCAAUGCAUUUCAAGCCACCGGAUUUUGGCCAUCUUAUCACCAUUGCUUAUUUAGUUGGAAGUUCAGCUAAAGACAAUUUGGAAUAUCGCAAAAGUUUACAUAAAACUUUGGCUCUUGGUAUGACCAGACCACAGUUUCGAGCUGGGAAUGCAGUGAAAUUUCGCAGCAAUUUAGAGAAAGAUGAGCCUCUCUUAAAUCCUCACGAAGCCAUUUCAGUCGCUAAUACUCCAAGUGGAAAAUUGAGUCUCGUUUAUGGCUGUUAUUCUUAUCAUCACUACAUGCAGAACGGUUUUGACGAUAAUGGAUGGGGAUGUGCUUACAGGUCUCUACAAACAAUCGUCUCUUGGUACAGAUUGCAGGGCUAUACAGACAAAUCGAUUCCCACGCACAGGGAUAUUCAAAAGUAUCUAGUGGAAAUUGGAGACAAAUCUUCUAGUUUUAUUGGAAGUAAGCAGUGGAUUGGUUCAACAGAAGUUGGCUUCGUUCUUGAAACUCUCCUCGGCGUUACGAUAAAAGUUCUCUGCGCAUCUACUGGUGAAGAAAUGGCCAGUUUAGUCCCAAAUCUCGCUUAUCAUUUCGAGACUCAAGGCACUCCAGUUAUGAUUGGGGGAGGAGUGUUAGCACAUACAAUCAUUGGAGUGAGUUCAGAUGAAAUGACCGGAGAAGUGCGGUUUUUGAUUCUGGAUCCCCAUUACACUGGAUCUGAACAUUUGUACACGAUUGUGAACAAAGGUUGGUGUAGUUGGAAGACGAAGGACUUUUGGAAGAAAGACGCUUUUUAUAAUAUGUGCCUCCCCCAGAGGCCAUAUUGUUUCUAAUAUGCAUAGCAAGUCAAUUUCAUUUGUAUAAUAUAAGUUGUACGAUAUCGUCGAUUCUAUGUUUAUUAUAGAUACUGAUGCCCAUUUUAUCUUAUACAAGUAUUUAUUUUUUACUGGUGGAAUGUAUCUAUAGGUGUAUAAAAAUGUUUAAUAAAUGAAAUUUUCUAUGAAA
This is a messenger RNA of Belonocnema kinseyi, 2032 nucleotides long. RefSeq names its product ufm1-specific protease 2 (gene Ufsp2). The coding region runs from base 109 to 1860 and encodes 583 amino acids. The record is from RefSeq and is a predicted model, not a curated record. NCBI's taxonomy places the organism in Eukaryota, Metazoa, Arthropoda, Insecta, Hymenoptera, Cynipidae. The transcript has 10 exons.